Messenger RNA from Symbiodinium necroappetens, 654 nucleotides. Lineage: Eukaryota; Dinophyceae; Suessiales; Symbiodiniaceae. The record is from the annotation of a GenBank genome assembly.
GCAUAUGCGGAAGCGACCGACACGGCGACCGCAGUCUACAAGGCCGUGGCGACUGCGGAAGCCAAGCGCAAAGUCAAAGAGGACGGCAGCAAAGCAGAGAUUGCCUCCGUGGCCUCGUCCGAGGCCACGGCAGCCGCGCGCAGCAAUGGCAAGGCCAGUGCCAAGGAAAUCGCCAACGCCACGAGGACAGUCACUGCGCAAGGUGCGGCAGGCGCGACGGUCAAGCUCAAGCAGACCGGACACGGCAAAGCCGAGGCGGAAGCUGAAAGGAACGCCACGGUGCACAUCCAGGACACGGCCACAGUCACGAAGAAACGGACCGUCGAAGUCGAGGGCGUCGGCACCAUGACCAAGGAGUUCAAGGCCACGGCCACGGCCAAAGCCAUCGUGGAGACAAAGGCGUGCAUCUCUGCCCGCCAGGCCAAGCAGAUGCUGAGCCAGGACAGCUUAAGGCAGUCGGGAGUGCCAUUUGCCCGCGCCGUCUACAAGAAGGCAGAGCGAGAAGCUUAUGCCCAGGCCAAGGAGAAGGCAACUAGCUCGGCCAUCAACUUGGCAACGAAGGCAGCGAAAGAUCGGAUCGACUCCGAUAUCGAGGCUCAGGUGGCGAAGUACACCGAGGAGCACCGAUCGAAGCUUGAGAAGAUCGCGCUGGAA